Messenger RNA from Hypoxylon trugodes, 850 nucleotides. RefSeq names its product Scytalone dehydratase. The transcript is spliced from 3 exons. Bases 132 to 683 code for a protein of 183 amino acids. Lineage: Eukaryota; Fungi; Ascomycota; Sordariomycetes; Xylariales; Hypoxylaceae. Gene Ontology annotation, biological process: melanin metabolic process. The record is from RefSeq and is a predicted model, not a curated record. Gene Ontology annotation, molecular function: scytalone dehydratase activity.
UGUGAAUUUAGUCUAGAGGACUGCCGUGCAUAUAUAGUUGCUAAGGAGCCAAGCAGAGGAAACAUGUAUAUGCCAAUAUCACGUCUAAACUUACUGCGAUUUUUAACAGCAGUUCUCAACAAUCUGUGAAGAUGGCGACUGAAAACAUUAGUUUCGAGGAUUACCUCGGCCUGCAGGCCUGUGUUGUCGAAUGGGCGGAAAGCUACGAUUCUAAGGAUUGGGAUAGACUGCGGAAGUGCAUCGCGCCAACCCUUAAAAUCGACUACCGAUCCUUCCUCGACAAAAUAUGGGAAGCGAUGCCGGCCGACGAGUACAUAACCAUGAUCUCGAGCCCCACCGUCCUCGGUGACCCCCUACUCAGAACACAACACUUCGUGGGAGCGACCAAAUGGCAAAAGGUUUCCGAUACAGAAGUAAAAGCCACACACCAACUGCGAGUGCCUCACCAGCGAUACACGGACGCAACACUACAAAAGGUCGCGAUGAAGGGCCACGCCCACGGUUCUAACACCCAUUGGUACCGCAAGGUAGACGGAGUGUGGAAGUUCGCAGGACUUGCCCCUGAAAUCCGCUGGAGCGAGUACGACUUCGAUAAGGUCUUUGCUGGCGGUCGUGAGGAGUUCGGCAGUGUAGAUGGGGCGGCGAUAGCCGCCAAGGCCGAGGGUAUCCCUGUGAAGGCUUAAGAAUAUCUAUAAUCUGGGAAGCCUAGGAGCAAGUCAGGCGCUUUUGUAAGUUGAGGUGGCGUACAUGAUGGUCAUGGUUAUUCUUGGAUACUGCUCUCGACGCCCACGAGGCGAGUAGAGCUUCUAGGCCAUAGCAGGUAUAUUAAUUGGAGUUUGGAUGUUUCCCA